GGGACACCCUCGGCUGCACCGUGACCCUCUCCCGGUGUUUCGCUCUCCCCUGUGCCUCAUCCGUGGAGCGGCUUCCUGUAAGUGGAGAGUGCGCAAUGGUUUGGAGCCCUUCAGUCAAGGGUCAUCGUUAUCAUGAUUGAUUUUACCACUUUAAUCACAGAUAAUUACGGGAUGUGCUGCUCAUUGGUGUGCUGUGUCAGGAGAUGGAUUGGGACCAGUUUGACUUGAACCCUAAAACAAUUGCUGCCCUGAAAAAAGCUGACAUAAAAUCAGUAAAAGAGAUUUUAAACCUCUCUGGAGCAGACUUGCAGAGAUUGAUGAAGCUCUCCAGUGCAGACAUCCAGUGCCUGCUGAAAACAAUCUCUCAUACCCUGAGAAGGAACAGCAUGCUCACAGCACUUCAGCUCUACCAAGAUAAAGAUCAUUCCACCUCCCAGCACCAGAAGCUGAGCCUGGGAUGUUCAGUGCUAGACAAUUUGCUAAAAGGUGGCAUUCCUUUAGUGGGAAUCACAGAGCUUGCUGGGGAAAGUUCUGCUGGGAAGACUCAGAUUUGUUUGCAGCUGUGCCUGUGUGUGCAGUAUCCGUACAAGUAUGGUGGAUUAGAGUCUGGAGCUGUCUACAUUUGUACAGAAGAUGUGUUCCCAAGCAAACGUUUGCAGCAGCUCAUAGAUCAACAGCAUAAACUGCGUGCAGAUGUUCCACGUGAAAUCAUACAGAAGAUCAGAUUUGGAAACAGUAUUUUUGUUGAGCAGGCAGCAGACCUGGACACCUUCCAGCAGUGCAUCACGAAGAGACUGUCCCUGCUGCUGGCUCGGGGCAUGGCACGGCUCGUGGUCAUCGACUCCAUCGCCGCCCUGUUCCGCUGCGAGUUCGGCCCUGCCCAGUCUGCUCUGAAGGCUCGCUACUUGCAGACCUUUGGGGCACAGCUUCACAGCCUGAGCACCAGGUUCAGGACUCCCAUCAUGUGCAUUAACCAGGUGACGGAUGCAGUGAGCGAGUCAGAAGCUGCUCAGUGCAGUUGUAGGAUAGUGGGUAGCAGAGUCACUCCAGCACUUGGAAUAACCUGGUCCAACCAGCUGCUGAUGAGACUGAUGGUCAGCCGGACAUCACUGCCUGGCCCCUCACCUGGAGCAGCAUCACACAGCGCUGGAAGCGUGAGGACUUUGAGUGUAGUGUUUGCUCCUCAUCUCCCUCCAUCCUUUUGCUGCUACACAGUACAGUUGGAAGGUGUAAAAGGAAUAAAAUAACCCUUUUUCAUAGCAAAGCAACUUGCUCCAAAAACGUACCAGAACUUUGCUUCAGGAAGAAUUACCAGUGAAAUGUAGUUCUUCCUAGAUGAGAGAAAUUGAAGUAUUUGAACAAUGGUAUGACUACAUUUAGCUUUGUCUACAUUGUGAAAGAUGAUCUUUUUACACUUGGAUAUUCAGCUUUUCCUUGUGAGCAGAGUUCUGAGGGUUCUGAGAGAGAGGGAAGCUGUGGGCUGGUGGAAGCUGCCCAGUGGAGUGAGAUGUAGCAAUCUCCACGAUGGGGGAGACCUGAUGUCUAAUUUUAUUUUAAUAGCCUGCUCAUCUAGAAACAGCAUUUAUCUGUUUCCAGACCCAAAGGGACUUGAAAUUGAACCAGUUUAUAUUGCCUGCUGCUGGUUCUGGGUCUCAUGCUGCCAAUGAAAGAUAGCCAUUCUUUGUCACAAAGCAGCUGUCCUAUUUUAAAACCACUUGUUAUUAAAAUUUUAAAGAAAAUAAUACCAUAAAGGUAUUUAACACCUUACUGUAAGAAAAUUAAAAUGGCAAUGCCUUUGUACUAAAUGAGGGUAUCUGGCUUCAUAGCACUCUAAAAAAUUAUUCUAAUGGUUCACUUCCACUCUUUUCCUGCUUUCCAGUCCCUUCACUUCAUAGCAAAAGCUCUUUAGCCUCUUUCAUUUGAAGGACAGCAAACCACAUCCCCCAUCCCCUUGUUUUCUUUGCCCAUUGCUGAAGCUGUGUAGCCUCAGGGCAAGGUCUCUGUUCUUCCUGAUGCUCUGCCCUGUGUGUUUGCUGGAUCAGCAUUCUUCUUGGCCUCUGGAUUGCUGCCUCUCAUGUCCUGUGUCCCUACUGCCGGGCUCUCAGCUCACCUGUGAUCCUGAAGGGCACCUUCAGCUUUUUUCAUCCAUUCAGAUGCGAGUGUUCUUCUCAGGUGAUUUUUGUUGUUCAUUUACAGCUUUCUUCCCGUCUUUGUGCUGUUUGUCACAUUUUUCUGCUAUCCUCAGACCACUGCCAUAACAUCCACUCUUCCUAUGGCUAAGUUUUUCCAUUGCUCUGUUCCAUGUGAAAGCAAGCCAGGUGAAGUUACACUGUCCAAAGGCCUCUGUUCUGUGGGUGCCUGCUCCUAUCAGUGAGUGAUGCUCACUGGUUUCACACGCUCACCAAGCUCUCAUGUUUUCCCUCCUCCUGCUGCUGGCCCAGACAAGAACUCCAUGUUUUUGUGAACUGACAGUGCCUAGGUCUGUCUUUUGGCCAAGGAACCCUGUGUUUGUGAAACAGCCGCUUCCUCUGCCUUUCACCAGUCACGCUCCUUCAGGACAUUCAUCCAUCUUUUCAUGUGGAAGCAUGAAGCUGGGCAGCUGAAAGGAAAAGUUUUGGCUGGCUGUAAACUGCCUCAGCUGCAACUGUGGUAGAGUGCUCAAGGGACAACUGAGUAUGACUCAAGGAAAAGAGAUCCUGCCAAGGGGAGAACAGGCACAGCUUGGAGCUGAAGGAAGGAGACCAUAAGCAAGCAGAAAGGAUGAGCUGCUUUCAGGGCCUUCUGCAACCCUUUCAGAUGUCUCAGGGGCCCAUGUGCAAAGAGCACAAAUUGUGUCCAAAUUAUUUUUCUAAAAUGUCUUAAUUCUCUGUACUUGGAAAUGACUGCACAGAAUUUUUUAAUAAAAUCCAACCAUGAAGCUUA
Molecule: messenger RNA, 2922 nt
Organism: Sturnus vulgaris (Common starling)
Lineage: Eukaryota; Metazoa; Chordata; Aves; Passeriformes; Sturnidae
Gene: XRCC3
Product: X-ray repair cross complementing 3
Biological process (GO): resolution of mitotic recombination intermediates; double-strand break repair via synthesis-dependent strand annealing; telomere maintenance via recombination
Cellular component (GO): Rad51C-XRCC3 complex; replication fork
Molecular function (GO): ATP-dependent DNA damage sensor activity; four-way junction DNA binding; ATP binding
Source: RefSeq, a predicted model, not a curated record